AUGCAAUCUAAUUUCAAGAAAUCACACUCAGAAGCAAAUGUGAUGAAACCCAAGAAAGCAAACCGGGGCUCCUCUAACGAUUCAACGCAGCUUUUGAUCUCAAAUUCCAAAAACUCUCAAAGUGCUGGAAAUAUACCGAUAUAUUACCUUAACUACGAUUUUCAAAACGGAAUUGUCGUUAGAAUGCCUGUUAUAUAUGAAUAUCAUCUAGUGCUACCCCCUGGAAUAGAUAGAGCUAUUCCACUGCCAAACAAUAAAGGAUUUCUUGUGCCUUUUUCUAUUUUUGUCCAGUCUUCUGGGCGUUUCGUCUACAACCCUGCUAUACUUCGUCGCCACCCCUCAUUACUUUCUCACAUUCGUUUGGCCAGGCAACGUGGAAUUACACUUGAACCUAUUCCACUCAAACGAGACACAAACACUAUUCAAGAACUUUCUUCUUUCCUAAAUACACGUUCCCAUCGCUUCGAUGAUAUAAUAUUUGAAAAUAAUAUGGCAGCUGACCAGUUGCACAGUGUGUUUCCAUUAGAAGGACAAGAUCCAGCCCCUCAAUUACAUUUCCUUGGAAGUGGUCAUGGCACCAUUCAAAGUAACGCUCAAAAUAUAGUAAACGAAAAAUUCCAUUCUUUUGGAAAGAUUCAUAAUCAAAACCGUCUUCAAACAGUAGAAAAAGGAUUUAUACUUCCAAAUAAGAUUGGACAUAUCAAUUUGCAGAAUCCCAAAUCUAUAACUUUAAAUUCUUCUAGCAUUCCCCGUCUUGACCAGGGGAAAAUAAAUCUUCAGCUCCAGAAUGUUCGAGUCAUUUCAAACAGAGAUUUUCUACACAAAAAAAGUAACAUAAAAAAAACCUUCCACCCAAACUGGAUUCCAGAUCUGGAUUUAUUUAGAAUGAUAACUAAUGGUCAACCUUUUCUGGAAAAUCAAUUAUCAUUUUCCAAGUUGAAAAGUAAUUUCCAUAAAACAGGUAAAAGCAGCAAUGUGGAUCUCCACAAUGUACUUUCAACCAUUCCAUUAGAUUCCAAGUUUGAUCUGAAAACUAACAAUCUUGACCGUCCACUGCCAGACAUUCCUGGUCCGUUAUCUUUAAGAAAAGCAGCAAACAGUCAGAAUCCACUUUUACAGUUUGCAGGACUCCGAAAAGGCCCAGUUAUCUUUCCAUCAACUAGAGCCUCGUCUGAAGGUAUAACCAAUACAUUAAAUGGAUCCUUACAAUUUCAUAGGAAUGGUAUGGUUCAAUAUCCAGAAAAUUCAGUUGCCAUUCCAUCUGGUGGCUUUGUCUUCAACGUAACUAAAUCAAUAAACGGUUCACCUACAGUUAAAAACAAUCAAAGAUUUCUCGAUCCUGAAUUGCCAAAUAUCAUUAUUCCAAAUGAUCCUCCACUCGAUCAGCAACAAAAAGUUACCUUAAAUCUUAAAGAAAUGUCCGUUAGAAAGCUAAUUCCUCAAGAAAUGGCUGUAGCCAAGUUGAAUCAAAAGCAACUUAAUACAUCAGAAGGAAAAGUUGGACUGAGCACAUCAACAAUUCUUGUAAACCCAGUUAAACUUUCCAGUUCAGAUACAUCAAAAACACUGAGUAAUGUGGUGGAUAGAGUUGGUGCAAAUGUGGAAUCAAUUGGCGUCAUUCGUCCAAGUACCUCACAAGUCCACACUUCUAUAGGACAUAUCGGAUCAAGGACAUCAAAAAGCCCAGAAAUAUCAUUUGGGAAUAUUGGUUCAGAACACCAGUUUCAGGCAACGAUUUAA
Molecule: messenger RNA, 1740 nt
Organism: Saccostrea echinata
Lineage: Eukaryota; Metazoa; Mollusca; Bivalvia; Ostreida; Ostreidae
Exons: 2
Coding region: 1-1740 (579 amino acids)
Source: RefSeq, a predicted model, not a curated record